AAUCCGAGAACUGCCGAGAAGCGAAGAACUCGGACCGAGUUCUAGCACCGUAGAGACAGGUCUUUAUUAUACUUGACAAUCGAGUGGUCCUUUUUCGCGAACUUUGGUACAUAGAAAAAAAUAACUCUCGGACGCGCGUAGGCGACCGUGAGCGACUGUUGACGUACUUCGUGAAUUCCGACCAACUCCGACAGGCAGCAACAAGAGUUCCUCGUGAAAUAAUGUCCCAUCAGACUGGAAUUAAGGCCAAUGACGCAUUGAAGAAGUUGUUCGCGAAAUGCCGUGACGGAAAGAUACGAGUACUAAAAAUUUCUAUAGAGAAUGAGGAAUUAACUCCAGCAUCUAGUCUGAAGCCAAUUAACAAAUGGCACGAUGAUUACGAUAAGAUGAUCAAGCCACUGAUUGUGGAAAAUCAACCAGCUUAUAUUCUUUAUAGAUUGGACACAAAAUCGCCAGAUUCUGGCUAUGAUUGGUUAUUUAUAUCUUGGUCUCCCGAUACUGCACCAGUACGACAGAAAAUGCUUUAUGCUUCUACUAAGGCUACGCUCAAGCAGGAAUUCGGUACAGCCUCAAUAAAGGAGGAAUUACAUGGCACUGUCCCGGAAGAUAUUACAUUAGAUGGUUAUCACAAACAUAAGAGAAACGAUACAGCACCUGUACCACUGACAACGGCAGAGGAAGAAUUAGCUGAAUUGAAGAAGACUACCGCGACUACCGACUAUAGUGUCGAAACAAGACAUCAGACCUUGAGUGGCGUGGCCUUUCCAGUAACAGAUGAAGCCAAGCAAGCCAUUGUGGAGCUGGGUAAAGGAAUUCACGAAUACAUUCAAUUAAAAAUUGAAUUAGAAGAAGAAAAGAUACAUUUAGUCACAGCUUGCGAUGUUUCAUUGGAUAAAUUACCUACUAAAGUUCCGUCUGAUGCUGCUAGAUAUCAUCUUUAUAAUUUCAAGCAUACUCAUGAAGGAGAUUAUACAGAAAGCAUAGUUUUCAUAUAUAGUAUGCCAGGAUAUAAUUGCAGUAUUAAAGAAAGGAUGUUAUAUUCUUCAUGCAAAGCACCUCUGUUGGACCUAAUCCAGUCUCUAGGAGUAACUAUAAUAAAAAAGUUGGAAGUUAAUAGUGGAGAGGAAUUGGCAGAUAAGUUGGAAGAUCCUCCAAGCAUAAAAGACUCAGCUGCAAUAACUCCUGCAACUCCAUCGACACCUUGUGCUCCUACUCAAUCCAUACCAGAGAAAAAAUCAAAACAGAAACGGUCUUGUGUCUUAAGCUAAAACUGGCCUAAAGCAUUUAUCUCUGCCAUUAUUAUUGCUUUUGCUAAUUGAAGUGUUUAUGAUGUUUUGUGCAUCAAAUAUCUUCCUUCAUGAAUUCCAGAAUUGUGAUAAUAUGAUAUUGACAUAGGAUAUGUCGUUAAAAUAAUGGGU
This is a messenger RNA of Acromyrmex echinatior (Panamanian leafcutter ant), 1418 nucleotides long. It is a transcript of the gene twf, whose product is annotated as twinfilin actin binding protein. Gene Ontology annotation, molecular function: actin monomer binding; actin filament binding. The record is from RefSeq and is a predicted model, not a curated record. NCBI's taxonomy places the organism in Eukaryota, Metazoa, Arthropoda, Insecta, Hymenoptera, Formicidae. Gene Ontology annotation, biological process: actin filament depolymerization; barbed-end actin filament capping; regulation of lamellipodium assembly. Gene Ontology annotation, cellular component: myofibril; actin filament; cytoplasm.